This is a messenger RNA of Homo sapiens (human), 4666 nucleotides long. RefSeq names its product single stranded DNA binding protein 4 (gene SSBP4). NCBI's taxonomy places the organism in Eukaryota, Metazoa, Chordata, Mammalia, Primates, Hominidae. The record is from RefSeq and is a predicted model, not a curated record. The coding region runs from base 3384 to 4385 and encodes 333 amino acids. Gene Ontology annotation, cellular component: nucleus. Gene Ontology annotation, molecular function: single-stranded DNA binding. The transcript has 18 exons.
GGCUCGGGGACCCCAGUCGCCUGGGGUAGAGCUGGAGAGCGGCUGGAGGGGCGCGCCGCCACCUGUCUGCCCUGGCCCCAGCAGCUGUGUGGGGCCCCUGGGGAAGCCGCACGGUUCACAGUCCAGGGGCGGGUGGGGACGACGGAGCCGCUCUCUUGAUACCACUGAAGAGUGCAUACUGAGGGCCCCUUUUGUUCUGGGCGUGGCUCCAGGCCGUGGGUACCAGGCGCUCUGAAGCUGGUAGGGGCAGGUUCCACCGUGCGGAUGGAGGAAGGGUCGUGGUGGGGCUGAGGUCUCUCGGGGUGGGGAGUCAGCCGAGUGUGCUCUCCGGGUGGAAAGCAUUUGAAAGGUGCUUGGAGCAGUGACCGUCCCGCAGGAAGGGCACGGGGCAGUUUGCAGUGUUGUUAAAAGUGCCCAGAGGCCGGGCGCGGUGGCUCACGCCUGUAAUCCCAGCACUUUGGGAGGCCGAGGCGGUCGGAUCACGAGGCCAAGAGAUCGAGACAAUCCUGGCCAACAUGGUGAAACCCCGUCUCUACUAAAAAUACAAAAAUUAGCUGGGCGUGGGCGCCUGUAGUCCCAACUACUCGGGAGGCUGAGGCAGGAGAAUCCCUUGAACCCGUGGCGCAGAGGUUGCAGUGAGCCGAGAUCACGCCACUGCACUCCAGCCUGGCGACAGAGCCAGAUUCCAUCUCAAAAAAAAAAAACAAAAAACAAAAAAACAGUGCCCAGGAGGAGGGGAGUCUUGUCAUAGCUGAUGGGGGACUUCCAGGAUCCUUGAAGUUGAGCCACCUGGAGUGGCCCGUGGUGUGGAACUGGCCACCCAAGCAGAGAGGAGGCUGGGUCAGCAGGGAGGGGUCCCAUGAGGACCUGCCUUGAGGGCCAGGCCAGGAGUGAGGACUUGAAUGUCUGGGUGCUGGAGAGGAGCCCUGGACGUUGGCUGAGUGUCCCCCAUCCUGCCUCUUCUGCCUAGGCUGACUUGGGAUGCCCCACCCCUCCACAAAGAUGCCUGUCCCCUCUGCCCAGCCUCUGGGUCAUUUUGGAGAAGAGGCUCUUCUGGCUAGAAGGUGGUAGGCAAAUGACUGCACUGUCAGGCCUCCCUUGCCUGUGUGCAGUUAGGAAGAUGAGCUCCAUUUCCAAGCACCCUUAAGCCCAAAGACUUUUUGAAACUGGCCUCUGGCUCCUGCUCAGGUCGGAAGCAGGAGGUGUCUGCCAUGGUCACCCCUGGACCCCUGGUCUGUCUCCUGUGUGUCUCCAGGCAGCUGCUGGCUCUGGAGGCAUCCACCCACCCAGUGGGAAUCGGGAUCGUUCACUGAUUCAGCAUAUCUGCCCUGGGUGUCCCUGGGUGUGGCAGUCGGGAAGGCAGGCUCCGGUCGGGAUGGCAGGGUCGGUGGCCCUGAAGAAGCCCCCACCCCAGCAGGGAGGCAGGUAUCCAGUUAGCAGGAGAAAGCAAAGUGGAUGAUAGAUAGCGAAGGGUGAGGGGAUGUCAGGUGGAGGGCACAGCAAGUGCAAAGGCCCUGAUAUGGGACCAGGAAAAGGAGCUGGGGCUGGGCCCAGGUGGAGGAAGAGGCAGCCUGCAAGAGUGCCAGAUGGGCCCCAGUGGGUUGUGUGUGCAGAAGUGCGCUCUGGCUCCCAGGUGGAGUGGGGCUUAUAGGGGUCAGGAACAGAGGCUGGGAGGCCCUGGGGAUGUGGACACAGUUGUCUGAAAGAGAGCUGGGGAGGCCGGGCGUGGUGGCUCACGCCUAUAAUCAUCCUAGCACUUUGGGAGGCCAAGGUGGGUGGAUCAUUUGAGGUCAGGAGUUCGAGACCAGCCUGGCCAACAUGAUGAAACCCUGUCUCUACUAAAAAUACAAAAAUUAGCCGGGCAUGGUGGCGGGUGCCUGUAAUCCCAGCUACUCUGGAGGCUGAGGUGAAAGGAUCGCUUGAACCUAGGAGGUAGAGGUUGCAGUGAGCUGAGAUCGUGCCACUGCCCUCCAGCCUGGGUGACAGGGCGAGACUCCAUCUCAAAAAGAACAAAAAAGAAAAACAGUGAAAGAGAGCUGGUGGCAGCCUGGACCCAAGUAAGAAGGAAGAGAUUUCAUAGGUUUGAGCCGGGGGUGGUAGGGUGAGGGGGUUAGCUGCAUUCCUGGCCCCCUUCCCAUACUGUCCUCCCACUCCCCAACCUGCCCAGCAGAGGUGCUUUGGGGACACUGGCCUCGGGACUCAAGGCUCUCGGAAGUCCCUCAGCUGCCAGUGGGGAGGCUGCAGGGCCCAUCUUUGGUCAGAGCCAGCCUGCAUGCUUCCAUUUCACGGAGAGGGUCUCGUAUAAGUGUUGGUUUGGAGGUGAGGUUCCUCUAUGAAAGAAAGCCUGGAAAACGCCAGAUGGCCGCAUGCACCCAUUUCAACGAAAGGGACACCAGGGCCCUGGAGAGGAAGCCACCUGAUGAGAACUCAGCUUCUCUGGCACAGAUGAGCUCUCAGAGGCAGCCCCAGGCCUCAGUUUCCUCAUGUGAAAUGUGGACGACCCAUCUUUCAGGAUCUUUGCAAGGACUGGGUGGGAGCCCGUAGGCAGAGCACCUGCCGGGGCAGCCACGCGGCUCUCAGGAAGUAUCUGCCUCGGGCAAGCCACUUCCUGCCUCUGGGCCUCGGUUUCCUUCUCUGUGAAAUGGGGUGAAGAGGUUACACUGCUCCAAACCUUGACUCUCCAGCACUGCACUUUUCUUCCUGCAAUGAGCCUCAUGCCUCCUAAAAAUGAGGCGCUGCAUAUCCUUCCUUCUCUCUCUGGCCCCAAUCCUGAGCCCCUUCUGGCUGCCCUUGGAGCCUACAGGCCUUCCCGGCUUACACUAGGUCUCGGCCAGCUGGCUCCAGAAAGGGACCGAGCACCUGGUGGGUGCCUGCCCUCGGGGGCUCGCAGCAGAUGGCAGUGACUGUGGAGUGCAGGGGCAGCAGAGUGGGCUGAGGGAGGCUGGGGUCUGAGUGGGCCACUUGCAAGAAGAGGGGCAUGUGUAUAUCCUUCAGCACUCAAGUGUUGCCAGGCAGGUUGAGAAGAGGUCCAUGAAUCACAGCCAUGGUUGGUGUUGCCUGGCAGCUCGUGGGUUUCUCCCGGGCUUGAUUUUGAGCCGGCACAUGGAUGUCGGUGGCUUGUUCAUCAGCCUGGCAGGUUGGCGCUGUACGUUUAUGAGUACCUGCUGCACAUCGGUGCCCAGAAGUCAGCCCAGACCUUCCUGUCUGAGAUCCGAUGGGAGAAGAACAUCACGCUGGGGGAGCCCCCUGGGUUCCUGCACUCCUGGUGGUGCGUCUUCUGGGACCUGUACUGCGCGGCGCCUGACAGAAGAGAGGCCUGCGAGCACUCCGGCGAGGCCAAGGCCUUCCAGGACUAUAGUGCUGCAGCCGCCCCCAGCCCCGUUAUGGGGAGUAUGGCCCCAGGUGACACAAUGGCCGCAGGCUCCAUGGCGGCUGGCUUCUUCCAGGGCCCCCCCGGCUCCCAGCCGUCCCCCCACAACCCCAACGCCCCCAUGAUGGGGCCUCACGGUCAGCCCUUCAUGUCACCGCGCUUCCCAGGGGGCCCCCGGCCCACCCUGCGGAUGCCGAGUCAGCCUCCCGCAGGCCUCCCUGGCUCCCAGCCCCUCCUCCCUGGCGCCAUGGAGCCCUCCCCACGAGCCCAGGGGCAUCCGAGCAUGGGCGGCCCAAUGCAGAGGGUGACGCCUCCUCGUGGCAUGGCCAGCGUGGGGCCCCAGAGCUAUGGAGGUGGCAUGCGACCCCCACCCAACUCCCUCGCCGGCCCAGGCCUGCCUGCCAUGAACAUGGGCCCAGGAGUUCGUGGCCCGUGGGCCAGCCCCAGUGGAAACUCGAUCCCCUACUCCUCCUCAUCCCCCGGCAGCUACACCGGACCCCCAGGAGGAGGUGGGCCCCCUGGAACACCCAUCAUGCCUAGCCCUGGAGAUUCCACCAACUCCAGCGAAAACAUGUACACUAUCAUGAACCCCAUCGGGCAGGGCGCCGGCAGGGCUAAUUUCCCGCUCGGCCCUGGCCCGGAGGGCCCCAUGGCCGCCAUGAGCGCGAUGGAGCCUCACCACGUGAACGGAUCCCUGGGCUCGGGCGACAUGGACGGGUUGCCGAAGAGUUCCCCCGGCGCCGUGGCCGGCCUGAGCAACGCCCCGGGCACCCCGCGGGACGACGGCGAGAUGGCGGCCGCCGGGACCUUCCUGCACCCGUUCCCGAGCGAAAGCGUAAGCGACUGCGUCGACUCCCCCCCCGCGGCGGCGUCGGGCCGGAGGGGCUGGCGGGCAGGCCCCGGCGGGGCGGCCGGGGGGCCAGAGCAAGACCGUGACCGCGGCGGGCCAGUACUCGCCAGGGAUGACCAUGAGCGUGUGAUGGGGCGGCAGCCCCGGGCCUCUCUGCGGGCCUAGGCUUCUGCCCAGCGCCCCUGCUCAGGGCGAGGGGCUGAGGUCACACCUCGGGCACCUGGACUCCUGGCCAAUCAAGGCUUGCCCAGCUGGGAGGCCCCACACGAAAGACUCUUACCAUUUUAUUAAAAACGCAAGGACCUCAGAGACGUUCUUUUCUGUAUGGACCCUUCCUGCCAUUUGUAUUUUGUCCCAGAGAGAAAGGCUCUUUGGGGGGCCCCUCUCCCCAGGACGUCAGGGGGUGGGGCCCAUAAAUAAAUGGAAGCUGGUUUUGGUUUUUGGUA